UCCUGCAGGGUUUCUCUGGGUUCUGCAGGUUCUGCAGAAACAAAGUUUAGAUGAACAUCAGGGUUCUCCAGGGGGCUCUGUCUCACAUGAUGCCAGUGGACAUGGCGAUGAGGUUCUGUCUGGCCGGUUCUCCUCCUCUGGGUUCCUUCCUGUUAGAACACUGUUCCCCGCUGAGGCCCUGCCUGUCCUCCGGUCUCCACGGCGACGCCUGCACUAACACCACGGUAACCAGGAGGUCAGCGGUCUGUCUGAAGAAGAAGAGGAACGUUGUGUUUGCGGACUCUCGGGGUCUGGCUCUCGCUGACGUCCACGUUUAUAACGAGGACGAGGACCAGCUGCUGACGGAGAACCAGGACCUGAAGCUGAGAGACAGGACAGGUGAGAACCAGCACCUGAGAGACAGGACAGGUGAGAACCAGCACCUGAGAGACAGGACAGGUGAGAACCAGCACCUGAGAGACAGGACAGGUGAGAACCAGGACCUCAGAGACAGGACAGGUGAGAACCAGCACCUGAGAGACAGGACAGGUGAGAACCAGCACCUGAGAGACAGGACAGGUGAGAACCAGGACCUCAGAGACAGGACAGGUGAGAACCAGCACCUGAGAGACAGGACAGGUGAGAACCAGCACCUGAGAGACAGGACAGGUGAGAACCAGCACCUGAGAGACAGGACAGGUGAGAACCAGCACCUGAGAGACAGGACAGGUGAGAACCAGCACCUGAGAGACAGGACAGGUGAGAACCAGCACCUGAGGUGAAUCCCAUUGAGAUCAUUGACCUACUGCAAGUAGGUUCCACAUGAAUACAUAUAAACAUAACAGAAAAACA
Messenger RNA from Trematomus bernacchii (emerald rockcod), 831 nucleotides. Its product is annotated as involucrin-like. NCBI's taxonomy places the organism in Eukaryota, Metazoa, Chordata, Actinopteri, Perciformes, Nototheniidae. The record is from RefSeq and is a predicted model, not a curated record.